Molecule: messenger RNA, 510 nt
Organism: Symbiodinium sp. CCMP2456
Lineage: Eukaryota; Dinophyceae; Suessiales; Symbiodiniaceae
Source: the annotation of a GenBank genome assembly
AUGGAAAAGUCAAGCAGCCUGGUGACGAGGAUUUCAGACAACUCCGAGGGUGCUGAAGACGAUGACCUAUGGGCCGAGGACUCAGACUACGGGAUUUCCGACCGCCAGCUGCAGGAAAUAACGCUCGGCUGGAGGAAGCACUCUCGAGACAAAUCUGAGUUCGAUGCCGGUGGUUCCGAAGGAGCUGGCACCUGGAGAACUCUACUUGCGAGGUUGGUGCAAAUACCGAUGUGUUCAUCGAUGUGUUCGGCUCUGCCUUGCACGGGCCCAGGUGCCAAGACCGCACCAAGAAGCUCGUCCAGGCACAAAGAGACGGUUGAAUCCAUCUCCGGCUCCGGCAACAUGUCGAAGCAAAGCGUCGACGAGUACUUGGAGCUAGUGACGAAGGAGGAAGAGGUACGUUUCCAGCAGAUCCCGCGGUUGCCACCAUUGCAAGUGGAACAUCACCGACUGGAUAAGGACAACGGUGAAGCUGUAGCCGAACUGCCCAUUUCCAGUCCGUGUGUCUAA